UCAGCUUCUCGUCCUCGGCCCGACCCUUCGCUGCGGCUCCUGGGCCCUGCGCAGCCCGCCACGGCGUUGGCUGGACACUUAUUCCUCAGUGAUCAGCAGUGCAUCAAGCACCUUUCGUCUACAUCACUCUCUAAAACCGCACGUUUGUGUAACAGUAAAUGAUUUUGUCGAGAUUGAAAAUAUAUCAAAAGCUGUGCAAGAAGUGACGUCGUGUGUGCGUCGUGAUCAUUUUCAAUGAGGUGUUCGUGGACGUGACUUAGGUACUUACCUCGCCUUUCUUGUGUUACUGGCCACCUCUGUAAUGUCCUGCAUCGUCGAGGGUGGCAGGAGUCUGUGUGCCUGUGUUCUCAGGUUUGCUAGCAGUGACAUCCCGUGCCCUUGCUGUGACGCCCCGCAGCCCGCCCUUCUUUGCCCCAGGGAAGUGUUUCGUAGUGCCCCGUGCGUGCAGUGUAGUGCCCCUGUGUUCUCUAUGAAUGACGGCCACCCUGUGCAAGUACCCAGAGAGGCGGACGCGUGCCCUGUAGUGAUGCAUGAAGGCGUGAAGAGCGGCGUGUGGCCCUCGCUCACAGCACCUGCGGGCUGUGAAGGCGAGGCGGUGCAGCAGAGUGUAGCUGCCCGGGUCUCUCCAUUAGGCAUGGCGGACCCUCACCUGACCCGCAUCACUGAGCCUCCUGACGACGAUUCAAACUGUCUUAGCCUUCCGAAAGCUGAGUGUCAGUCAGACGACGACCCUGACCUAUUGGAGCUGCUGAGUGACCCCAAGCUGGCAGAGCCUCUGGAUGACCGGGACAGUGACCUGGAGGACGCCAUAACGACUUGUUGUGACGUAGCGGACCUCUGUGACGCCGAGGAUGACGAAGACCUUGAAAUUGAAGAGAACGAAGAACCUGAAGAGGAGAUGGAACUGGAGACGCAGCCCGAUAAUGUGUUCCUGGAGGUCCCUGCAGUUGAGUGUAAAGACGAUGGCGACGACAAGAGCGCCAGUCCCACGCCGGAACUCUUACACAGGAAGAGGCACAUGUUCUACGUCGGGAAUGAGGAUGAAAUCAUUAAUUAUCAAGAUGACAUCGAUUUUGAGGACUGCGGCUAUAACGAGGAUGUGGAAUUAGCUCUGGACAGCGACAAUCAGCACAGCAUCGAAGAAAACGACAACGACAAUGACAACUAUAACGACAACGACAAUACUACAGCGAGUUUCUGCAACGUAGGUCCUCCGAGGUCUAUCCUGAAGCGGGGGUCACGCUCCUCGCUGGGCUUUCCGAUGAAGUCCGCCUUGGCCCACCUCCUCCUGCCGCUGCAGCCUAUCCUCACCGCCCUGCCUCCAGACGUGGUCAGUGAGGUGGAGGAGUUGAGGAAGCUGUAUCCGGGCAUUUCAGAAGACUACCUCAAAACCCUCUGUGAGUUUGGGUUGUUGGAGGAAGUGCCGCCCUCGGAGUGUUCGUCCCCGACUUCCACCUUGCCUCGCGCGCGGGUUAUCUCCCUCAGCGGCUCUUUCCUGGGUCGAAAGGCGUCCCAGUGCUACUCGGAUGCCGGGGACAUGUUUUCAGAUAUUGGCAGCCCCGACGAUGGGUGCCAUUCAGAGUACCGCGCCACGCCCUCCGUGCGCGGCCUCUUCAUCACGACCCCCGUCCCCCCGCAAAGCAGCAGCUCCCGGGAGAGGAAAAAGAACGUCAUCCGCUUCUCCAGCGAAAACUCAGAGGGUUCGGCUGAUUCGAACUACUCGCAGCCGUCUUCGGACCUGUCGUUGGACGAGGAGAGAGAGAACCUCAGGCGGGAGACAGAGAGACAGGCGCUCUCGCAACUGGAGAAGGCCAGGAAUACUCGUCGCGUGGCUCCUGGAUUCAGGCGCAGGACAGAGGGUCAGGCACUCAUCUCGCUGCAGAGGGCCCUGACCAAGCCUGUGGCGUUCUCGGUGCGGACCAACGUGGCUUACGAUGGCUCCCUGGACGACGACUCCCCAGUGCACGGCUCCGCCAUCUCCUUCGACGUCAAAGACUUCCUCCACAUCAAGGAGAAGUACGACAAUAACUGGUGGAUCGGGCGCCUAGUGAAGGAGGGCGCUGACGUCGGCUUCAUCCCUUCCCCCGUCAAGCUGGAGAACCUCCGCAUCCAGCAGAAGAGCUCCAAGCUGUACUCCAAAACUUCCUCAUCGGGUAAUCUGGGCAUGAUAAAUGAUGUUCUGUCCAAUAGCAAGAGCUCCAACUCCCGAGGCUCCACUCCCCCCACCCCCGAACUGAGCUCUAAGACGCUCCUGUAUGAUGUCACAAACCCGGGACUUGAUCUCGACAACGGCAUAGACUCCAACCUGGGGGAAGACUCUGAUUCCUUGGGCAACUCCAAAGGGAAAACUUCCAUCACCACUCCUCCGGCGAAAGAGAAAAAGAAACCUUUCUUUAAGAAACAGGAGAAUAUUCCUCCUUACGAUGUCGUGCCUUCCAUGCGCCCGCUAGUGCUCGUCGGCCCCUCCCUCAAAGGGUACGAGGUUACGGACAUGAUGCAGAAGGCGCUUUUUGAUUACAUUAAGCACAAAUUUGAGGGAAAGGUGAUCAUCACGAGGGUGAGCGCUGAUAUCUCUCUGGCCAAACGGAGUCUUCUCAACAACCCCAGUAAAAGAGCCCUCAUGGAACGCUCAAACUCCAGGUCUUCUUGUAUAGCCGAGGUUCAGGCCGAGAUUGAGCGGAUAUUCGAGCUUGCCCGAACCCUGCAGCUGGUGGUGUUGGACUGCGACACUAUUAAUCACCCGUCGCAGCUGGCCAAGACCUCCUUAGCGCCCAUUCUUGUAUACCUCAAGAUCUCGUCUCCUAAGGUGUUGCAGCGUCUAAUAAAGUCCCGGGGCAAGUCUCAAAGUCGCAACCUCAACGUUCAGAUGGUUGCCGCCGAGAAGCUGGCGCAGUGUCCACCCGAAAUGUUCGACGUCAUUCUUGACGAGAACCAGUUGGAGGACGCGUGCGAACACAUAGCCGAGUACCUGGACGCGUACUGGCAGGCCACGCACCCACCGCCGCCGCCGCCACAGAUCCAGCGGCCGCUCCCCUCACCGCACACCAGCCCGCGGGCCAACCACGCUCAGGGGAACCUCAUGCGGACCAACUCAACGCCGCCAGGUCCUCCUGGGUCCGUGGCUCGUGAGCCCGGCUACCCUCGCUAUACGGAUGAGAGAGCUCACAGCGUAGGUGGUCAGGAUUGGUAUCCAGACGGGACUCAGGAUACAUAUAGUGUGUACCACCGAGGGGGCCCAACAGGACACGGUGGCCCCCGGACACUUCCCUCCCGUGACCCUCGGGACUUGAGAGAUCCUCGAGACAGGGAUUUACGGGAUGAUGAUUAUGGUGAAAGGCUUCCUCCCCAAGACCCUGGGCACAUGUACGACCGCCCGCCAGACCGACCCUCAGGACGCCGACAGUUACCACCCACCAGGGAUGAAGAUUACCACUCUCCACACCGCCCUCCCACACGCCAAACCCUUAAUGUGUAGCAGUUAGCCUUUGUUUGUAGCAGUUAGUGCUUGUUUGUAGCAUUCAGUGCUCAUUUGUAGCCUUCAGGUCUGUUUUUCAAGGGAUAACAAUAAUGUAAGAUACCUCGGUGUAUUUAACACAUAAGAGGUUGAACAUUUUAAGGCAUAAGAAGGCUAUAAUAUAUAAAUAUGCAAUGGCUACCAACAUUCACUGCUGACACAACCUGAAACCUGUAGUUCUAAACUUCAGAACACUUUUGAUACUCCAAGUGAAUAAUGUUGUUUGUGAGACUAAUAUUGGCUCCAGUAGGUUAUGAAAUGUCUUUAACCUCAAUGGUUGUUACAGAACAUUUGCAUAUGAUGGGGUUCCUCUUACACCAUGCGUUGUGAUAGUCCAAUUAUUAAGUAAGAGAUCAAUGUUACCUGUCCUACAGAAGCAUAAUACACCCCCUCUGGCCUGUCCCUAUCCUCUUGGCUGCCUUACACAAAUACUGUAACCCCAAUUGGAACUGAUCAGAAAAUUAAACCAUGAAGGGCCAUUUGAGGAGCUUUGCCAUGUGAGAUAUCAUUGUCAACUGAUGGGCAGCUGGAGUAAUGUGUUGGUAUCAGUCAUAGCAAAUAUUUUUCCAGCCACUGAGCACCAUUCUAGAAACAAUGAAGGCAAUGGAACACUGUCUGGAAAGUGGCUUGUCAAAAAAUGAACUGCAUUUUAUUCUAAUGACCCUGACUAUGGAUGAUAAUUCUCAUUUGUCUUUGCUCAUCAUGUACCAUUCAUUCAUAUACUAUGAGUUUCAUGUUCUGCCCACAUGCCUUAGGCAGAUGUGUUUUGAAAUAAUGUGAGAAUGUGACAUUAUAAAUACCAGUGUAAAUAUAGUUGGUUGUACACUAAGGAUUGGCACAUUAUCCUUUGCCCAAGUUGUUCUUAAAACUGCCUUUAACCACUGUAGUGUUGAAUAUUACACUAGUUUAUUACACUAGUUUUUAAUAUUUUCACUUUGUAGCUUGGAACUGUUCAUUAUAUUAGGUUUAACAUUUUAUAUUCCAUAACUGUUCACUUUGCAUAAAAAACAAAAUGCAGAGUUAUUUUACAUCUGACGCUACAGUUGGAUGAAGUUCAAAUUUUUAUAAGACAGUUUUUCUGGCUAAACCUACUAGUAACAUGUACCAAUACUACAAGCGUACAAGAACUGUACUCUCUAUAAUAGCCGAUGUAUCAUUUUAAAUGAUUUUUAUUCGAGUUUCGGUCUCAUGGUCUGAUAAUCACGCUAUGAUGCAUCAUGAAAGCUGCUACACUGUAUUGAAAGAAAAAUGUGAUAGUAGAGUAUUAACCAAGCUUUCAAAGUUGACCAAAGUAAAUAUUAUGGUAUUAUUGUACCUUUUUAUGUAAUUAAUACUAAUACUAAGACCAAAAGCAUUCAUCAUUGCAGUUGUUGUUGUUGUAUCCCCUUCUGACCUUAAUAGUGAAAUUGCAUCAAUUUCUAUACUAUAAAUAUUGAUUCAUAUUAUAUACUGACUGUCCUGCAAGUGUCCAUUGCAGAAAAAUUAAUCUUUUGAAUUUUAUUGCUCAGCUGAAAUUGUGUAUCACAAAUGUUUUUUUCUUUAUAUAUACACACACACACACACACACAAUAUAUACUGUAUAUAUAUAUAUAUAUAUAUAUAUAUAUAUAUAUAUAUAUAUAUAUAUAUAUAUAUAUAUAUAUAUAUAUAUAUAUAUAUACUGUGUUACCUCAUUCAUGUAUGCAUCAAGAACAACAUUUGAUGUGUUGAGAUUUUUCAGUUCACAUUUCAUUUUAUUUACAUUGAUUUCAUCAGGAAAUGUCAUGGACACUAGACAUGCCCUUUGUUUAAAAGAACAGAAAUGUGGAGUAGCACUCUUUUUUUAGUACACUACAAAUGUGCAUUGUCCAUGGUUUACAAUCCAGCUCUUGAUAACAAAAGCUGUGCUCACUAUUAUUUGCAAACAAACAUAUUAAAAAUAGUUGUACAAAUGAACACACACACACACACACACACACACACACACACACACACACACACACACACACACACACUCCGGUAGCUCAGUCGGUAGAGCGCUGCGCUGCAGGGCUUCACGGCCAAACAGGCAGUGGUUUGAGGCCCGCUCAGACCGGAUUCUUUCCGUUGACUAGGAGUGGUUACUGUCCCCCUUUGAGCAAGGGUGAUGGGAUGUGUGGUGGUGAGGUUCUGGCAGUACCCAGAGAUCAACAAUAAUGAGCAAUUACUCACGUUGGGAGGGUACCUGCUGGCAAAAGCGAGUCCAACUCAUGAUCAGGCUGUGGUGAAUUACACACGCACUGCUGCAUAGCUCAGUGGUUAAAGCUAUGCGUUGCCAGGCUUUGUGGCCUGGCAGGUAGGGAUGGAGUAUUCAUAUUCGGUAUUCAUAUUCAAAUACAUUUGAAUACCGUACUUGGGUGUAUUCGUAUUCGUAUUAGAGUAAUUAUUGAUAGAAAUCAAAGUAUUCUCAUUCAUAUUCGAAUACAAGGGAAAAGUAUUUGUAUUCUGCGAAUAAUCUGAUGAAUACUUCUAAUUUUACAAUCAGAAAUAACAGCCGUUGUUCCUUACAACUCUUGCCUCCUGGGCGGACGUGUAAUUGUUAUGUAAAAUACAGGUUCAUGAGCUCAUUUUGCGGUUGAAUAAUUUUAAAACAAUGCAAUACCCAAUUACAUCAAGAAGGUAUUUUUCAAAUGAAAAGUAUAAGUGAAUGUAUUCAUGAAUAUUUUUGAGAAGUAUUUGUAUUUGUAUCAGAAUUAAAACCAUUUCAGUGUAUUCAAAUUUGUAUUUGUAUUUGUUAGAAUUUGAAACAUUCAUAUUUGUAUUUGAAUACACAACUCUGGUAUUCACUCCAUCCCUGCUGGCAGGCAGAGGUUCUAGCCCUGCUCAAGCUGGGAUUUUUCUGCUGACAAGGAGUGGUUACUGUCCCCCCUCAAGCUAGGGGGAUGGGGCAUGUGGUGUGUGAAAUAAGGUUCUGGCAGUACCCAGAGAUCACUAUAAUGUGCUUGCUCUUGUCGGGAGGGUAUUAGCUGGUGAUUGAUGGUCAGGCUGUAGUGAAUUACACACACACACAUAUGUACACACACAUACAUGCACACACACACACACUUACACAUGUUCCACUACAUGGAUGAAGAUAUGAUUUAGUUGAUCAUGUCAGCAAUUCAACCAAGAGUGAUGUAUGCAGUGGCGAUGAUCUAGUAUCUACACGGAAAGAAAAAUAUUAGGAAGAUACUAACGAUUUAAAAAGAUGUGACAAAGAUUGGGCUAUGCUUGACAGACAUGACGUAAUAGGAGAGAUUGGAAAGACUGAGUCUGCCUACCUAUAAAAAGAAAAGCGAAGAGGAGAUCUGAUCGUAGGGUACAGGGCAAUGAAGGAAAUAUAAAUAAUCGACAUGGAUGACCUGUUUAUAUGGGAAUGGGAUAUGAGAAGUACAAGAGGUCACCAAAAUUAAUUGAGCAAGACAUGAUGUCUGAGAGAUAUCCCAAACAUUGCUUUCCUCAUAGAUGCAUUGACACUUGCAAUGACCUAAAAAGGGAGAUAAUUCAGCCAAAAAUAUUCAUGAAUUUAAAGGAAACUUAAUAAACUGAGAUUUUGAGACAUUUGUAUAUUUCAAUGAGGUAAAUACACACACAGGACCCCCUCACCACAGUGUCACAGAUCCUUUCCCUCCCUACACACAAAUAAGAACUGUGAUUUGGGAUGGGGAGAACACAGGAAGAAACUGUAAAAGACAAAAAAUACAUCAUUCUGUAUAGAUGCAGUUAUAUAUGAAAUGGCCUGGAUAGGGAGAUUAUCUAAUUCAAAGUCAUAGAAAAUUUUGAAGGAGAGUUCGACUGAUUAAGAUGUGGAGACAGGACCUCAAGAGUGUGGCUCAUUUCCUGUAUAUCAUUACUAGGUAAACACACACACACACACACACACACACACACACACACACACACCACUCCCAUGGCACAACUGGUUAGAGCACUGCGCUGCCAAGCUUCACAGUCUGACAGGGCGGCGGUUCGAGCCCACUGAGGCCGGAUUCUUUCCGUUGACUAGGAGUGGUUACUGUCCCCCCUUGAGCAAGGGGGAUGGGGUGUAUGGUGUGUGAGGUCCUGGCAACCCACAGAUCGAUGAUAAAGAGCACUUGCUCAUGUCGUGAGGGUACCUGCUGGCGAUUACAAGUCCAACACGUGAUCAGGCCGUGGUGACGAUUUACACACACACACACACACACACACGCACACACACACGUUUUAAUAGUUGUCAUUAUAUUGAUCUACAAGCUGUGCAGUGUAAACUAUAUUUUAGAUAUGUUUGUAUGUGAUACCACUGCUUCAUGUUUUGACCUUUUUUAUGUUUAUUUGGAUCAGUGAUGUAGUCAUGAAACCAAGGUCUGCCUUUGAAGAUCAAUGCAGAAGUGUGCAUUGCAGGCCAGUGGGCUCCAAUAAUAUGAAGCAAAUCUAAUUUCAGUAUGUUUGUGUAGUGCUGCAAUAGUUCCUUUUAUUUAUGGCCAAUACACAAUAAUAUAUAACAUCUGAAUCCUCCACUUUUUUUUUUAGGUAUAAUGCCUUCUGCACAUUAUGAUAAAUAAUGGAGCCAGAGAUCUUUUGCAUAAAUGCUGAUGGCCAUAAUUACUUUCCCUUCAUAUUACAUAAGCUUGGUUGACACAGAAAUCUGCAGAGGAGCGAUCUUUCAGCACACUAAUGGAAAAACUGGUUUCAACCUCCUAUUCACUGAUUUCUUUGAGGCUUGAUCUUUUAAGUUUACAAUUCUUCUAGAAUGUAUUUACAUAAAUACUUCAUGGAGAUGAAUCUCAAUAAUAUAUAUGACUUUUCUGUAUACCUGGUUUUUCAUAUUGCCACCAGUUAAAAAUAAAUGGAUUGUUUUUGAUACAGUAAAUUUUAUAUUUAAAAAAAUCUGUAAUGUUUGUAUGUACAGUGAUCCCCUGCACACAUUACACAUUGUGAUUUUUUUGUCCAAAUAGUGGAUUCCUAUGGGCCUCUGGCAUACCAUCUUAAUCAGUUUUAUAUUGGAUUGAAAAAAUAUUGGUUAUCCUCCAAACAUUAGUCAUUCAUUUGUUAAGUAAUUUGUUUAUUUUUCCAAAGUUACAACUGAAUAUACAGUUUUACAUUAAUACUUGUAUGGAUAAGUUGUUCUAAAAAUCCACUACAGUUGAAAUUCUUAUUGUUUAGCACAACUGAGAUGUAACCAGCAACACAAGCUACUGACUGAUUUAAUCACUUAGAAAUUUGGUAAGCACUCACCAGCUUGUCAGUAUGUGGUGUGUUUUGUCACAAGGUUGUGUGAGUAUUGUUAUGUAUAAGUUCCAAUGAAUAAUCUUACAUAUGGUUUAGUGGACAGAAAUCUUUGAAGUCUUAGUUAAUGCUGUAUGUAUUCAUAAACUUCUUUAAACUCGGAAUAAACAAAGAAAGUCAAUUUACAAAUGUGCAGAAUGUUUUGCAAGCCAUGAAUUAGCUGGGGACCAUUGCAUUUGUUUUAAUUCUUAUCAUAAAGCCUCGGUGUACUUAUUAAAAGAAUGUUCCUCAUAUCAUUUAUGGAAGGCAGGAAAUCACCUUUAUUCCAUGAUAUUUACAUCAUACAUUUCAAGCCCAGAUAAAGAAUGUUUGACCUUCAUAAUCAACAUUAGAACAAAAAGUAUCAAGGUAUUUAGUGUUUUGUGAUAUAUAUUUAGGCCAUGUGUUAUGGUUUGUUGGAGUCAAAAGUCAUCUGUCAGCAGCUGUUGUUAAGGAAAGUGAUUCCACAUGCAGAGUUGGAAUUACUUUUUCAGUUUGAAUUACAACAUAAACAUUCUUGUUUACAUACACUUCAUCUGGCAAAAUAUGUACAGGCCACAUUUCACAAACAUUAUAUCACUUCAUCUUAUUGAACUCUUGCCACUAUUACGUUUCCCAACCAAUAUCUUUGCAUCGUGAAUUUUGGCAAAGAAUUUGUUUUAUAUGUGCAUGUGCCUUUACUUAAUAGAAAAGAUCUUCCCUCCACCAUAUAUAGAUUAUUUAGAUUGUGCAGUAUGAUCAUUCUAAUGCUGUAACUAUCAUAUAUCUAUUUAAUUUUCCAAUUAUUGUACAGACUCUAUUAAUUAUUUAGUGUUAUAAAAAUUAUCCAAUGUACAUGAUGCAAGGGUAUUUUGUAUAAUUCUCAUAUUUUUUUAUCUAUGCAUUUUCUGUAAUCUUCUUUUGUCACCUAUCCAGUCUCAUUUUGCUGAACUACAGUAGCUUCAAUUUUGUUUUUAUUCCAUUAAGAGUUAUGUUGUGAUCAUCCUCAAUACCUUUUGUGUUCAUUCAGAACAUGUACAGCCUUGUGCAUGUGAUGGAUUGACCUGUGAUUCACCAAAAAAUAAAUGCAACAAAUUAUUGACUAAGGCUACUGUAUAAAAGAUCCAGUGUACCUCUUGUUUCCCCUUUUUUUCCCCCUAUUUUUUUCUAUUUCUUCAUGAUUAUGAAUGUUUUCUUUCUACCAAUUAUCUAUCACUUAUCGAUGCUCCCACACUUCCCUUCUUCCAAAUACUGUUAUCCCAAAUGCAUGUCAAUCUCACUGACUUCAUUUUGUUGCAACAAUUUGUAAAUAAUAAAAAUUUUUAUCAUGACCAAAA
This is a messenger RNA of Eriocheir sinensis (Chinese mitten crab), 10071 nucleotides long. RefSeq names its product voltage-dependent L-type calcium channel subunit beta-2-like. The record is from RefSeq and is a predicted model, not a curated record. NCBI's taxonomy places the organism in Eukaryota, Metazoa, Arthropoda, Malacostraca, Decapoda, Varunidae. Gene Ontology annotation, biological process: calcium ion transmembrane transport; chemical synaptic transmission; regulation of voltage-gated calcium channel activity. Bases 302 to 3475 code for a protein of 1057 amino acids. Gene Ontology annotation, cellular component: voltage-gated calcium channel complex. Gene Ontology annotation, molecular function: high voltage-gated calcium channel activity; protein binding. The transcript is spliced from 13 exons.